Molecule: messenger RNA, 783 nt
Organism: Solanum tuberosum (potato)
Lineage: Eukaryota; Viridiplantae; Streptophyta; Magnoliopsida; Solanales; Solanaceae
Product: protein NLP7-like
Exons: 4
Coding region: 1-783 (260 amino acids)
Molecular function (GO): DNA-binding transcription factor activity
Source: RefSeq, a predicted model, not a curated record
AUGGAGCAUCUUCUUCAUCAAGCUUCAGAGGUAUGUGCCGUAAUGCCCUGUCAACUGGACUGGUAUCAACUGAACUGCAAUGGCUGGGCAUUUUGGAGCAUAAAACAAGACGAUGAGUUGCAGUACCAGCGAUCGAUUUCCCCUAUCAUGUCUGCUGCUGCUGCUGAUUCUGUUGUUUCCAGUUCUGUAAUGGUGAAAUUGAGGAUCAAAUCUGUUCUUGAGAAAAUGUGGAGUCCACAUAUAUCUCUGGUUCAAUUUUGGGCACCCAUCAAGGUCAACGGAUCGAAUUUCCUGUCCACUGCAGAUCAACUAUUUGUUUUCAGUAAGGAACUUGAUAAGAGGUUGUGUUCAUACAGGAGGUUCUGUCUCAAUACUUUGAUUCCAAUUGACGAGUACAAGGAAGGUCUACUUGGACGAGUUUCCACAAGUUGCUCGCCAGAAUGUAACCCCAACCUCCCAAGUUACUCCGCUGCAGAGUUUCCACUGCUUCAAAGUGGAAUUCGAUUGGGAAUCCAUUCUUAUUAUGCAAUUCCAGUGUUCAACCUCUAUGAUCAGCGGUACCUUGGUGUACUUGAGAUUGUAUCUACAAAAUCAGCUCUACGUCUUCCCCAACUUAUUAAGGGGUUGAAUUCCAAAUCAUUUGGGUUGUAUAGCAUUUGUAACUCAAGGGACAUGCUUUAUGGACUUUCAGAGUUUCAAAUCCUAAUAGUGGUAUCAAGAGCCCUUCUUCUUGAGGGAUCUGUGAAGGCAAGAAGGCUAAGGUUUUUUCUUCUUCUAAGGUGA